AAGUUCAUUGACUUCAUACUAAUCAAUCCAUCUUGUUAAUGUAACCGAUUUGUGUUCUCUUCACCUGAAAUGGAUACCGAAAGAAGCACCCAAAUCUGCAGAAAGUGACGUGGGCUCGAGCCAAACCAACCCAACCCAAGUCCUUAUCGAUUCGCCACACAUACCAUUGAAUUUGAGGGGCCGAGAUCUCACGCUCCCACGUAUAAAUCAACCCAUUCCGUCUUUCUCUCUCUCUAUCUCUCUUCUCUUGGAGAGAGGGGAGGACCAUUAAAUUGACCGUCACUGUUCCAUGGCUCCGAUCUUCGAGUAUUUCGUGGUUUGUGGGAUCGGACCUGAAAUUCGAACCUUAGAUGGGGACAAAGGGUUCCAUGGAUAUGGAGUCAUGUACUCUGCUUCCUUACUCGAUCAGUUUCCUCCUCUUAAUCAUUCUCUCUAUCCUCCUCCACCCCCUCAGCUUCCCAUUUGUGUUUUACCAGCUGGGGUGGAGUUUUACUCAUCAGGAAUCGAUUACAAUGAUGCCUCAACCUUCCCGCGGAGUCACCCGAUUGUUCUCACUGAGGGCGAUGGAUCGAAAAUAUAUGUUAGUUGCAUUGCUUUUCGGGAUCCAGUGAGUGAGGAUAUUGCUGAAGCGUAUCGUAUACCUCCUAAUUCAUUUGCCGACAAAUGUAUCUGUCUUGUUUCACGCUCCCCGAGUUUCGGGGUACUGAAAACUGCCUUGGAGGAACUGUUUUCACUUUGCUUUUCCCCAAGUGGAAGUAGCAAACCAUUAUGGGAAAUUAUAUCACACAUGGUGUCUAAUGUGCCUUUGCCUACACCGGGAAAAGAUCGUGUUUUGUUUUCUAUAGAGAAUUGUCUUCUUUCUGUUGAAGCUCCACCGAAGGAUGGGCUUCCUCAUGCCGAUAUAUCAUUUCAGCCAUUAAUACAGUGCUUGGAUGUUGACAACUUAAUUAAACUUUUCACUGCUGUGCUGCUUGAGAGGAGAGUUUUACUCCGAUCAAACAAAUAUUCUCUUUUAACCCUUGUAUCAGAGGCCAUAUGUCAUUUAAUUUAUCCAUUUCGAUGGCAGCAUGUCUACAUUCCCCUACUCUUUUUCAGCGGAGUAGACUAUAUUGAUGCUCCUACACCUUAUAUGAUGGGCCUCCAUUCAGGUGUUGAUACAUCCACUUUGACAAUGGAUGGUGUAGUUGUUGUGGAUCUCGAGUAUAAUCGCAUCACCACAUCAGAAGACAUCCCACCAAUUCCUGAGCCUGAAUUAAGUUCAUUGCGUGGUGAGAUACUGAAGCUUUUGUGUCCCAAUGUUGUUGGGAUAGAUUUGAUGAGGACAGGUCCAUGUACUUCAUCUGACCAAUUUCAUAAAAGUGACAACAAACCUUGGGGAGAGGAUCACGAUCUUCAACUUAGGUUGGUAUUUCUAAAGUUUUUUGCAUCAAUUCUAAGUGGCUAUCGCAACUUCAUAGAAAUUUCUGCAAAUCAUGUCUUCAACAAUCAAGCAUUUUUAAAAAAGCGUGCUCGGUCAAGUAAUCAAUCAUCUGAUCCCAUGAUAGCCCAAUUUCUGGACACUCAUGGGUUCAUGGAUUACGUGGAGAGGGGUAUGGGUUCUGAUGAUAACUGUAAUAAUCUCCUCGACAAGCUACAAGAUGCAAUCGGCAGGGGCCAGAAUCCCUUCUCUAUUUUCCCCUCAAAUGCAGUUGAACCUGAGAUUAUAACUAUCUCAGAUCCUGGUGGUAAAAUAUCAGAUGCCAAAUAUACCUAUGAUAGGUUUCCAUCUAACAUUAGAACGGAAGAACAAGAAGAAAAAAGGAGGCAGAUCCUUGCAGCAGCAAGUGGUGCCUUUGAGUACUCUGGAAAGCAUACUCCAAGUUCACCUUCCUUUCUCACUAAGGACUCUAAAGCAGACAGCCUAAGUCCAAUGGAGAGGGCAGCUGAAAGGGAUCGCAUGGUUUUAGACAUAAAGGUUAAGCUGCAGGGUCUGUGGUUGCGUCUUCUCAAAUUGGGAGCAACUGAGGAUCCUCUUUCAUCAUUUGAAUAUGGCACGAUCCUUGCUUUAAUUGAAUCUGAUGCUGAGGGGAUAGGUGGGAGUGGGUUUGUUGAAUGUAUCAGGGAGCACAUACAUUCAGGAUGGCAUUGCCAGUUAACGGAGGAACAGUUCAUUGCUGUUAAAGAAUUGCUCAAAACAGCAAUUAGUCGUGCAACUUCACGCAAUGAUAUGUUGACCAUCAGAGAUGCCAUUGAAGUGUCUGCUGAAAUGUACAAGAAGGAUGCAAAUAAUGUUCAAGACUAUGUACAACGUCAUCUUAUUUCUUUAUCUAUCUGGGAGGAAUUACGAUUUUGGGAAGGAUAUUUUGAUUAUCUAAUGGAGAGGUCUUCAAACAAGUCGGCAAAUUAUGCAUCCCUGGUGACAUCACAGCUUAUUGUGGUGGCAUCACACAUGGCUGGAUUGGGACUUCCUGACACUGAUGCUUGGUAUAUGAUUGAAACUAUAGCGGAGAGAAACAACAUUGGUUACAAGCAAUUUAUCAAGCUCAGAGGUUUUCUGUCUCAUAUUCAGCAACUACGUAUUGGCUACUGGGGAAUGACUUCUACCAAGGCUCAGUCCAUGUCUCAUGGGUUAGCAUCCCCACGCUCUUCUGCAGAUGAGAAUCAGGAACCUGCUGAGGCGUCUGGAGUUGGAAGGAGCUGGGUUCAGAGCAUGUUCAGCAGGGACACAGCAUCUAGAACCAAUUCUUUUAGUCGUGUUCGUAGAUGGACAUCUGAUGCUGGCUCAUCAGCACCAAAUGAGAAUGGGACUCCUCGCAAGCAAGAUUUAUCAACUUCUGGCCAAAAGAAAACUCAAACUAGUGUUCGCAUACUUAGGGGUCACAGUGGUGCUGUCACUGCUUUACACUGUGUCACAAGAAGAGAAGUUUGGGAUCUUGUGGGCGAUCGUGAAGAUGCAGGUUUUUUUAUCAGUGGAAGCACAGACUGCACGGUUAAAAUUUGGGACCCUAGUCUUCGUGGUUCUGAACUUCGGGCAACGUUGAAAGGACAUACCAGAACUGUCCGGGCAAUAAGUUCUGAUAGAGGAAAGGUGGUUUCAGGAUCUGAUGAUCUGUCUAUUUUAGUGUGGGACAAACAAACUACCCAGCUUCUUGAGGAGCUGAAAGGCCAUGAUGCGCAGGUUAGCUGUGUGCGCAUGCUAUCAGGUGAACGUGUCCUUACUGCUGCUCAUGAUGGUACUGUAAAGAUGUGGGAUGUCAGAACAGACACUUGUGUGGCAACUGUUGGUCGUUGCACUAGUGCAGUUUUAUGCAUGGAAUAUGAUGACUCCACAGGAAUCUUGGCUGCUGCCGGCAGGGAUGCUGUGGCAAACAUUUGGGACAUUCGUGCUGGCAGGCAGAUGCACAAGCUCUUAGGGCACACAAAAUGGAUUAGGUCAAUUAGAAUGGUUGGGGACACAGUUAUUACUGGCAGUGAUGAUUGGACAGCAAGAAUGUGGUCUGUUUCUCGAGGAACAUGUGAUGCCGUUCUAGCAUGUCAUGCAGGUCCGAUAUUAUGUGUGGAGUACUCUGCAUUGGAUAAAGGAAUAAUUACAGGUUCAACUGAUGGGUUGCUUCGAUUCUGGGAAAAUGAAGAGGAAGGCAUAAGAUGUGUUAAAAACGUUACCAUUCAUACUGGUGCAAUAUUAUCCAUCAAUGCUGGAGAACACUGGUUAGGGAUCGGAGCAGCUGACAACUCAAUGUCUCUCUAUCAUCGGCCUCAAGAGAGACUUGGUAGCUUCUCAAGCACAGGAUCAAAAAUGGCUGGCUGGCAGCUCUACCGAACACCUCAGAGGACAGUUGCAGUGGUAAGGUGUGUGGCGUCAGAUCUUGAGAGAAAAAGGAUAUGUAGUGGUGGUCGUAAUGGACUUCUUAGACUCUGGGAAGCCACCAUUAACAUUUGAGUUUUCCAGCCUUUCGGUUUGAAUUUUUUUACACGGAAAUGCUUGCCUCUAUGUUGUUGGACUUAUCUCUUUGUUUGGUUUUUCAAUCCUCAAGGUUGUAUAGUUUUGUAAAUUUUAUAAGAUGUAUAAUUUCCUUUUUUUCUUUGAAACAUGGGUAUAAAUGUAUGGAAAUCAUUGCUACAGGUUAAGAUUUUAUAUUGUUUUUUUCGGUAAUUAUACGAAACCUUAAUGAAAAUAAGGAUUUUUUCAA
This is a messenger RNA of Cannabis sativa, 4169 nucleotides long. RefSeq names its product DENN domain and WD repeat-containing protein SCD1. The coding region runs from base 290 to 3919 and encodes 1209 amino acids. The record is from RefSeq and is a predicted model, not a curated record. Gene Ontology annotation, molecular function: protein binding. Lineage: Eukaryota; Viridiplantae; Streptophyta; Magnoliopsida; Rosales; Cannabaceae. Gene Ontology annotation, cellular component: cytoplasmic vesicle. Gene Ontology annotation, biological process: regulation of Rab protein signal transduction. The transcript has 31 exons.